CCAACCAAAAAGCACCCGACUGCUCUGACACGCGCGCCCGGCUGGCGGCUGGCUCGCUGCUCACACACUGUCUGCAGAUCUUUCAGGCUGGCUAGUCAUCCCGCCCAGGCCCUUGUUUUUAUUUUUCCCUCCGCCCUGUCUCGUCACUAGCCCACCCCCACGGUCCCUCUUCCCGUGCGAGUACUUGACGACUGCCAUCCUCCUUCGUCAACCUUUCCUCCACUCAUCCUUUUCCCUUCCUCGACCCGUCCGGCAAAGCGACGAACAGAGGAACAGCCCGCCCUCCCAACCAGACAGAAUCCAUCACACCGGCGACAGAGGUCGAUCCCAGACGCCCAACAUGGUUUCCAGCUCCAAGGAGAAGAGACUCGCCAAGAAGGCCGCCGAGGGCAAGGGCGAGAAGAAGACCCUCGUGUCCCGCUCCAAGGCCGGCUCCAAGGUUGGCUCCAAGGUUGGCUCCAAGGCUGGCUCCGUCGCUGGCGACGAGACCCCUCCCGACAGCGACUUUGCCACCGAUGGUGCCAAGCUCGAGAAGGCCAGAGCUCUCGCCGACCAGAGAGACAAGGAGGGCCUGUCUGACCGCAUCACCACUGGUGUCCUGGCUUCCGUCAGCACAAGCAAGGACGUCAAGAUCAUCAGUGCCAGCUUGACCUUCCACGGUCGUGUCCUGCUCCAGGAGUCAAGUCUCGAGCUGUCCUACGGCCGCCGGUACGGUCUCCUCGGUGAGAACGGCUGCGGAAAGUCGACUCUCAUGAAGGCUAUUGCCGCCCGCGAAUACCCCAUCCCCGAACAUGUCGACAUCUAUCUCCUCAACGAGGGUGCUCCUCCUUCCGAACUUGGUGCCCUUGAGUGGGUUCUCAAGGAGGCCGAGAAGGAGAUGGACCGCCUCGAGGCCCAGGCCGAGAAGAUCCUCGAAGACGAAGGCCCCGACAGCCCGGUCCUGAUGGAUCUUUACGAGCACAUGGACAAGAUGGAUCCGUCCACCUUCGCUACUCGUGCCUCCCUUAUCCUUACUGGCCUUGGUUUCAACAAGGUCACCAUCCACAAGAAGACAAAGGACAUGUCCGGUGGCUGGCGUAUGCGUGUCGCUCUCGGCAAGGCCCUCUUUGUCAAGCCUUCUCUGCUCCUUCUUGAUGACCCUACUGCCCAUUUGGAUCUCGAGGCCUGCGUGUGGCUGGAGGAGUACCUCAAAAAGUGGGAGCGGACUCUCGUCCUCAUUUCUCACUCCCAGGAUUUCCUCAACGGAGUGUGCACCAACAUGAUCGAUAUGCGCAAGCAGACUCUCAUGUAUUACGGUGGUAACUUUGACUCCUACGUCAAGACUCGCCAGGAGCAAGAGACCAACCAGAUGACUGCCUACAAGAAGCAGCAGGAGGAGAUCAAGCACAUCAAGGAGUUCAUUGCCAGCGCUGGUACCUACGCCAACCUGGUGCGCCAAGCCAAGUCUCGUCAGAAGAUUCUGGACAAGAUGAUUGCCGAUGGCCUCAUCGAGGAGGUCAAGGAGGAGCGUAACUUUACCUUCCGUUUCACCGACGUCGACAAGCUUCCCCCGCCCGUCCUGGCAUUCGACGACGUCACCUUCUCAUACUCUGGUGACGCCAAGGAUGAUCUGUACCGAAACAUUGAGCUUGGCUUCGACAUGGACUCUCGAUCUGCACUCGUCGGUCCCAAUGGUGUCGGCAAGAGUACUUUGCUCCGUCUCAUGACUGGCAAGCUCUCUCCCACUGGCGGCUCCGUCCGCAAGCACACUCACCUUAAGCUUGGUCUCUACUCGCAGCACAGCUCCGAGCAGCUCGACCUGACUAUGAGCGCCCUCGACUUUGUCCGUGACAGAUAUCGCGAGAAGUCUCAGGAUUACCAGUUCUGGAGACAGCAGCUCGGCCGCUAUGGUGUUUCCGGACCCGUCCAGACCGCUUUGAUGGGUACGCUGUCCGAGGGUCAGAAGAGCCGUAUCGUUUUUGCCCUCCUUGCCCUGGACUCUCCCAACAUGCUGCUGCUCGACGAGCCCACCAACGGUCUGGAUAUCCCCACCAUUGACGCUCUUGCUGAGGCUAUUGAGAACUUCACCGGUGGUGUUAUUGUCGUGUCUCACGACUUCAGACUUCUCGACCGUGUUGCCAAGGAGAUCUUGGUGUGCGAGAACAAGACCAUCAAGCCGUGGUCCGGAUCUAUCGGCGACUACAAGAACUACCUUCGCAAGAAGAUGUUGGCAUCUGGUGCUGUCUAAAGUCUUUCUUGAGACGAUGAAUUGGCUGCUUGAUUUCUUCCUCACACAAUUUCAGCCAUUAUUUUCUGACUCCGAUCCUGCAUCGCCGUCGACGAGGACAUCCAUCGCGCCACGAAGCGGCCUCACGAGAGUUGGGAUGGAAAGCGGCAAAUAACGUGCAUAUAGAUUCGUUUUCAGCAUAGAGCCGCACACCCCAGUCACGCAGACUCAGAACUGCAGGUACAUUUAGGCCAGGAUGGAUACCCUUGAUUUGGUUUUGUUGUCCAGAAAAGUCACGGGACAAAAAGCAGGCUAUGAGCGUGCGCUUUGUGGCAUGCGAUCACUGGGAUUUCAGUGUCGUGCCCGUGCACGGUGCCAGUCGGCGAGCUGGUGUGAUGAUCAAGUUUUUCCUUUGUCAUGGGCGUGCCCGACUAUAGCACGCGCGAAAUAUAGAAUAUCGACGAGAA
Molecule: messenger RNA, 2673 nt
Organism: Microdochium trichocladiopsis
Lineage: Eukaryota; Fungi; Ascomycota; Sordariomycetes; Xylariales; Microdochiaceae
Product: ABC transporter
Exons: 3
Coding region: 341-2227 (628 amino acids)
Molecular function (GO): ATP binding; ATP hydrolysis activity
Source: RefSeq, a predicted model, not a curated record